Molecule: messenger RNA, 2040 nt
Organism: Panicum hallii
Lineage: Eukaryota; Viridiplantae; Streptophyta; Magnoliopsida; Poales; Poaceae
Product: double-strand break repair protein MRE11-like
Exons: 20
Coding region: 1-1878 (625 amino acids)
Biological process (GO): mitotic G2 DNA damage checkpoint signaling; meiotic DNA double-strand break formation; telomere maintenance
Cellular component (GO): Mre11 complex; nucleus
Molecular function (GO): DNA endonuclease activity; manganese ion binding; 3'-5'-DNA exonuclease activity
Source: RefSeq, a predicted model, not a curated record
AUGGCUGAGGGAGAUGAGGCUGCGGCGCGGCUUUUCCAUGGCGUGCUUUCCAGGGAAGAAGAAGGGGGUAGCACUCUGCGCAUACUCGUGGCAACAGAUUGCCACCUUGGCUACCUUGAGAAAGAUGAGGUGCGAAGAUUCGACUCCUUUGACACUUUUGAAGAGAUCUGCUCAUUGGCAGAAAAAUAUAAGGUGGAUUUCCUACUCCUUGGUGGUGACCUGUUCCAUGAGAACAAGCCCUCCAACUCAACAUUGGUGAAGACAAUUGAGAUCCUGCGACGCUAUUGUACGAACGACCGACCGGUGCAGUUUCAGGUCAUAAGUGAUCAGGCAGCCAGCCUCCAGAAUAGGUUUGGCCAAGUGAAUUAUGAAGACCAAAACUACAACAUUGGCUUGCCCGUCUUCGCCAUCCAUGGGAGCCACGGUGGACCUGCUGGAGUUGAUAACUUAUCUUUGAAUGAUAUACUCUCAGCUGGAAAUUUUUUAAAUUUUUUUGGUAAAACUGAUCUUGGAUGUACGGGUGUCGGUAAAAUAACAGUUUAUCCUUUAUUUAUCAGAAAGGGUCAAACUUAUCUUGCCCUAUAUGGACUUGGCAACAUUAGGGAUGAGAGACUGAACAGAAUGUUACAUGAACCACAUGCGGUUAACUGGAUGCUACCUGAAAUCCAAGAUGAGAUAGACUGGUUCAACAUCUUGGUUCUUCAUCAGAAAAGAAAAAAGGCAAGUCCUAGCAAUGGUGUCAGUGAGCUCCUCUUGCCACGUUUUCUGGACUUUGUAAUUUGGGGCGGCCAUGAGCAUGAAUGCCUAAUUGAUCCCGAGGAGGUUUCUGGAAUGGGUUUCCACGUCACCCAACCAGGUUCCUCAAUUGCUACCUCACUGAUUAAUGCUGAAGCAAAGCAAAAGCAUGUGCUCUUGUUGGAAAUCAAGGGGACGCAAUACAGGCCAACCAAAAUACCUCUGCAGUCUGUUAGACCUUUUGAAUAUGUAGAGGUUAUACUGGAAGACCAGGUAGAUGUCGAUCCUAGUGAUGAAGCAACCAUUCAUGCGUAUCUGCACAAAAUUGUGAGCAGCCUUAUUGAGAAGGUUAGGGAGACAGCAGCCAGUGGAUCAGAACCCAAGCUUCCACUAGUUAGAAUAAAGGUGGAUUACUCUGGCUUCUCGACAAUAAAUUCGAAGCAAUUUGGUCAGAAGUAUGUGGGCAAGGUUGCAAACCCACAAGACAUCCUUCUUUUUACAAAAUCAGGGAAAAGGUGUAAAAAUACACAAGAAAGCACCAACAGUUCUGGACAGGUUGACACAAAUGACCUUAACCAACAAACCAUUGAAGCGCUCAUUUCAGAGACUAACUUGCAAUUGGAGACCCUCAAUGUGAAUGACUUGAACAGUGCAUUGCAUGAUUUUGUCAACAAGGAUGACAAGACGGCAUUUCACUCGUACUUGAAACAAAGCAUCGAUGAAGCAAGAAACAAGCUGACUACCGCCACGGAGGAUUCUACAAAGAUUGACGAACAACAAAUAGCAUGCUUGCUGGAUCAGAGCAUGCAGGCGCCAGGACAGGAAACCAUCACCAAGGGAAGACCAGGCUCCCAGAGUCUGCUGAUCGAUGCACUCAGCGUGCUUGAAUCCGACGAUGAACCGGUUGAAUCUUCCGAUCCGGAGGAGAGUGGUAGCAGCAGCCAUCAAGCAGCAGGAAGGAAGCGGCGAGCGGCACCAGGUGGCGGCGAUGGGGGAUCUGCGGCGUCUGCUGCUUGGAGGAGGAAGACUGACCUGGCUUCGUUCCAAAGGGCUCCGACGAAGGAAGACGACGCUGAUGCAGCCAAGAAACGCCGGGCUCCUGUUGCCCCCGGGAGGUAUGGGGCUGUGAUCCGGAGGAGGUGAUAACUGAUGAGCUCGUUGGAUGCCCUGCGGCAUCGGCUGAUGACUGACGACAUUCCUUUUGGGGGUUGAGUGUUCGCGCCAGAAUUUGUUUGGCGAAAUAAUUAGUUAAUCUGCUCUGCUAGAAGUCUUUUUAUGCACGACAUGGUUCAAGUUCCUUGGCGC